Molecule: messenger RNA, 1566 nt
Organism: Durusdinium trenchii
Lineage: Eukaryota; Dinophyceae; Suessiales; Symbiodiniaceae
Source: the annotation of a GenBank genome assembly
AUGUCUUGGAUCACCAAGCAGGGCACUGGAUUCUUGGACGCGAAAGCACUGCAAGAGCUCACCGCUGAGCACAACCUCUCCUCCGAGGAGUCUUCACCCUCCGGUGACAACCGAGGCACCACUUACAGCCACCUGGCUGCUUUGCGAGUCGAAGACAAGCUGGCCCCGAGGUACUUCUCGUUGAAGCUCUCCGCCAUGAGUAGUGAGGCCACGGGCAGGAGCAAAGCCAAAGUCAAGUCCGACGCGAAGAAGAACAGCACCAGUGGCAUGCUCGCGCGCUUGGACCCCGACCUCGCCAAAGAUGCCAUCAGGGAUCGGGCGGCCGCAGAGUUCGGGAAGAAGCGCGUGGAGAUCAUGAAGACGGAGGGUCGGCUGCUUGGACUGCCUAAUGAUUCUCCGCUGAAGGGCAAACUGCUGGUGAUCCUUUUCAAUGCUGCUUGGAUCGGCAUCGAUAUCGAGCUGAACAAAGCCGAUAUGCUUUUCAAUGCCGAUCCUGUCUUCAUCAUUAUGGAGAACCUCUUUUGCGUGUUCUUUUUGGCGGAGCUCGUCAUCAGGUUUGGCAUGUUCAAGAAGACAGUGUACAUCUUCAAGGACAUUUGGUUCAUGGCUGAUCUGAUUUUGGUUUCUUUGAUGCCUCUUGGCCAGCAAGUGGUGCCCAGCAAGACCUUGUCCGAGCCAUGCCUCGCAAGAGAGGUGCUGGAGACCUGGUUGGUUCCCGUCAUCGACGCCAUCACCGGUGAGGGCGGCGGCAUCUCCAGUGGUGCCUCCGUCCUGCGAGUGGCGCGUGUCAUGCGCGUGCUGCGCACCGCGCGGAUGGCGCGACUGGUGCGGCUCAUGCCCGAGCUGAUGAUCCUCAUCAAAGGACCCAUGGCGUUCUUCACCUUGCUGUUGCUCCUGCUCUUCACCUAUGUCUUCUCUGUGGCCUUUGUGCAGUUCAGCCGCGACACCAACCUGGAAGACCCUCUCUUCUUUGGCUCCAUGGGCCGCCUGGCGAGAGGUCAUGCAGUGACGACCUUGAUCCUUCGCUGCAUCCUGACGGAUCAGGAAUCCCUGAUUCGCCAGGUCGCCGAGGACGGCAUUUUGCUCUUGACCUUCAUUUUGUUUGGCUCCCUGACGGUGAUGAACAUGCUUUUAGGGGUGCUGGUCGAGGCCAUCAAGACAGUGUCGACCAUCGAGCGCGAGCAAUUGGAAGUGGACUUUGCCAAGCGAGUGCUGUGGGACCUCAUCGACAAAGGGGAGGCUGACACCGAUGGUGACAAUUGCAUUUCAGAGGAUGAGUACAUGGCUGUGCUGCAAAAACCUGAGGCCAUGACGGCGCUCACGAGUUUGGGUGUUGAUGUGGAUGCCGCCCUGGAUUAUGGCAAGCUGCUCUUCGAGGAUGGCGAGCCAUUGACCUUUGGAGACUUUAUGAAAGGCAUCUUAACCUUGAGAGGCUCAAAUCAGACCACGGUCAAGGACAUUGUGGACCUUCGAAAGUUCACCGCCGACGAGUUCUCACACCUCCACGAAAUUCUGGAGGUCGGUCCCAGUGGGCACUUGUUACUACUAGCUUCUUGUUACUACUAG